AUGUCGAGGGACGAUGCACGGAUUCAUGGUUUACUGAGGAAGUCGCUUGUUGGAGAACUUUUUGACAUCCAAUUCGACCUGUUCUCCGCUCGGUCGAAGCGCACAGGUAAUGUUACCAAGCCUCAAGCAUUGUUUGCAAACCACGAAGCUCUCGCCUCAAGUUCAGAGUAUUUUGCUAGUUUACUUUCCGAAAAAACGCUCAACGAUCCUACUUUGAUCGAACUUCAAGACCAUCACACUUGCGCAGGAGGGAUCUCCCUCAGUGAGUAUGGCUAUGCGUCUGAUAGCGACCUCGAUGAAGAAGGGGAGGGGGAGGGGGAGGGAGGGAAGAUUGACGAAAUUGUCAAAGACAAACGAAUGUUUCAAACAGCAUCGAACUUGAAUCUGACUACAAAGGCAGCACAACGUGUUGUCCUAAGCCGCAGAGUAUUUGUAACAGAUACUGCAUUUAAUACAUGGAACGCUUUAUUGUACUAUCUGUACACUGACGAGAUUCUUUUCGCACCUUCGCGAUCACAGGGAACCAAGAUUGCGAGACAUUGCAGCCUUGAUGGACCCCCGCCAUGCUCACCGAAGUCUAUGUAUCGCCUAGCGUGCAAGAUAAAGCACGAUAAAUUGCAGGCCAAAGCGCUGGCUGCUAUACGAUUAAGUUCGACUGUGUACCAGUAG
This is a messenger RNA of Suillus fuscotomentosus, 669 nucleotides long. RefSeq lists its product as uncharacterized. Bases 1 to 669 code for a protein of 222 amino acids. The transcript is spliced from 5 exons. The record is from RefSeq and is a predicted model, not a curated record. Lineage: Eukaryota; Fungi; Basidiomycota; Agaricomycetes; Boletales; Suillaceae.